Molecule: messenger RNA, 1542 nt
Organism: Fusarium pseudograminearum CS3096
Lineage: Eukaryota; Fungi; Ascomycota; Sordariomycetes; Hypocreales; Nectriaceae
Exons: 1
Coding region: 1-1542 (513 amino acids)
Biological process (GO): glucan catabolic process
Molecular function (GO): hydrolase activity, hydrolyzing O-glycosyl compounds
Source: RefSeq, a predicted model, not a curated record
AUGCAUACAUCAAUCCUCACACUUGGCCUCGUGGCCUUCCUUCGAGGUGCCACUGCUUCAAAAAACAGCUCUCGCUCCGGAUACUCCAUCACCCACACCUACGACUCUACCAACUUCUUCGAGGCAUUCGAGUUCUUCAACGAAAAGGAUCCUACCAAUGGAUUUGUCGAGUACAUCGAUGCCGACAGUGCCAACAGCGAGGGUUUGGCCGGUUUCGUUGACGGACAAGUCUACAUGGGUGUAGACUACAAGACCAAGAACCCUUCCAACGGCCGCAAGUCAGUCCGAGUUACUUCUCACGACUCUUUCACCCACGGUCUCUUCAUUGCCGAUAUCGCUCAUAUGCCUGGCAGUAUCCCUGGUGUUUGGCCUGCAUAUUGGAUGUUCUCUAAUAAAGGUACGUGGCCCGAUGACGGAGAAAUAGACGUCCUCGAGGGCGUCAGCACUCAGACUGAGAACAAGAUCACUCUUCACACUGGACCUGGCUGUACCAUCACCAACGACGGCUCCGACCAAAGCACUACUCUCGUCAACGACAACUGCAACGCUGGUGGUGCGAGCGAGGGUUGCGGUCAGUGCACCGCUGAUAACCAGAACUAUGGUGAUGGCUUCAACGACAUUGGCGGCGGAGUCUACGCCACCGAGUGGACUUCUGACCACAUCGCUGUCUGGUUCUUCCACCGCGGCCGCAUUCCCCAAGACAUUCAGUCUGGCAACCCCGAUCCUGCAUCCUGGGGAACUCCCACUGCAAAGUUCAACGGAGGUCAGGGCUGCAACAUCGACGACCACUUCAGGAACAACAACAUUGUCUUCGACACUACCUUCUGCGGUGAUUGGGCCGGCUCUCCCGAUGUCUGGAACAAGAACCCUGAGACUGCAUCCCUGGGAGAGUGCAACGACUAUGUUGCCAACAACCCUUCUGCCUUCAAGAACGCCUACUGGCUUGUGAACAGUAUCAAGGUCUACAGCCAAGGCGAAUCCAACGGCGGUGGUAACAAUGGCGGCAACAACGGUGGGAACAGCGGCGGUGGUAACACUGGUGAAGGCAACAGUGGAAGCGGAAACUCGGGCAAUGGUAACUCUGGAAACAACAACUCUGGCAAUGGCAACAGUGGAAACGGUAACACUGGUGACAACAACAGCGGUAACAACAACUCCGGUGACGGAAACAGCGGCAAUGGCAACUCUGGUAAUGGUCAGAGUGGUAACGGCGAUGCAUACAACGGCGGCAACGGCGGCGGCAACAACGGUGAUGGUCAGACAUACUCUCCUCCUGAGAACCAGCAAAGCCAAAACGGCGGCAACGUCUGGUACGUCCCUACCGGCGAUAAACAACAGAACACCAACCAGAACGGAGAUGGUUCCAGUUCUGGUAGUGAGCAAAGCCAAAGCUACGACAACGGUCAGUACCACGGUCCAGAAGCAUACAGCAAGAGCCGUGUCCACAGCCACGGUGGCAGUCACAGAGGCUCAACAAGCUGGGACGGAAAGGGCUGGCGAGUGAGUUCUAGACGAUCCAUGCCCAAGCGACACCUCGCAUGA